ACGCAUUUUACGGUAUUGGCGAUUUAAUCAUUAAAUGUCUAUUUAUUGUUAAAAAUUAUGUUAGAUAUCCUUUAAGUUAAAAAAAGUUAACUGUUCUAGUUUCAGUAUUCGAAAAUGCAAUAAUACUUUUUUUUUUAGUUAUGGAUAAUUUAGAAGUGAAGAACGAAAGUGGUGGUGCCAAAAAAAGUCCUUUUGAGGAUCUCAGCAAAGAUGAACUAAUAGCAAAAUGUAAGGGUCUCCUUGUCAUAGCCCAAAAAGCAAAACAUGCUAAAGCAGAGCUACAAAAUGAAAUUAUUCAGUAUAAAACACAGCUUGAAAAUUGUGAAAAACAGAAUAUAACUAAAGAAAAUAAUGUACAAACAUUACAAGAACUUGUCGAUUCCUUAACAGAACAAAAAUUGGCAUUUAUUACUGAAUUGGAUGCAGCAAAGACUAAAUUAAGAGGUGUGACUGCCAAAUGUAUCGAAUAUGAGGAGGAAUUAAAGAAACAAAAAGAUGAUUUAAAUUUAAAAGAACAAAACCUUGCUGUUGCAUCACAAAAACUUUCAGACCUUGAUAGUGAGGUAAUUUCACUUAAAAGACAAAAUAAAAGACUUUUGGAUGAAAAUGAACAAAUUAUUACCCAGCUUACAGAACUUGAAGCAAGAACUGAAGAAUUCAACCAAAUUGGCCUUCAGCAAAGGGAUCAACUACAAAUUUUAGAGGAAAAAGUGCAACAAGAUGAUACAUAUCAAACAAAAAUUGAAGAACUUAAUAACAAAAUUAAACAAUUGGAAAAGAAAUUAGCAGAACCUAGUCAAGUAACAAAUGAAAAAGAGAUUCAUGAUCUAGAAACAAAAAUUGGUGAAUUAACAAAUUUAUAUGAAUCCGAAAAGACUAAAAAAGAAAAAGCUAAUAUUAAAUUAAGAACUUAUAAAGAUAAAAUCCUUAAAUGUGCUAAUUGUAUCAAUCAAUUAAAGAAUUCCAGGUUUAUUUUAACCAAAACUGUAAAGGAAUAUUCAGAAAACAUACCAAAGUGGCAAAAUGAAAUUAUUAAAGCCUCUAAGGUGCUUGAAAAUCAAAUGACUGAGUUAAAUAAUGAAAAUAUUAUUUUGAAAGAAAAGCUUCAACAUAAAAAAAAGGAGUUAGAGGAAGUAUCAACAUCUCACAGUAUUUUGACUGAUCAAACGAAUCAAUUAAAAGAUGAAAUGAAUGCAUUAAAAAUAAAACUAUUAGAUAUUGAACAAAAAUUAUCACAAUCAAAUAAUUCUAAUAUUGAAUUAAAGGUUGUGAUUGAUGACUUAAAGUCUAAAGCCAUGGGUGAAAAUUUCAAUCAACAUAUUGAUGAAAAUAACUUGCUUAAAGAAGAACUAAACAACUUACAUAUGCAAAUAAGUACUAUUACUAAUGAAUCAAAACGACUCGAAGUUAAUGUUGAAAAAUUAAAAAAAGAAAAUUCAAAACUAAGUGAAUUAUUACAAAUUAAUAAAAACUUUGAGGAAGCUCAGCAAAAAACUGCUCUACAAUUGAAAGCUUUAGAAUCUGAAAAAGAUAUUUUAGUAAAAGAAAAACAGAAUGCAAAAGAUACUGUCAUAGAUUUGGGAAACCAAAAAAAAAUCUUAAAGGAUCAAAUCACUAAAAUGAAAACUGAAAUUCAAGAUUUAAAAAGUCUCACAGAAAGUCAGACGACUGACAUCAAAAAACUUAAUGAAAAAUACAAACUAGAAAAAGACCCAAUUGUAAAUCAACUCAAAAGCGAAACGAUUGCUUCAAGGGAAAAGUAUGAAAAUUUGAAGAAAGAAUAUGAUAAUUUACUUGAUUUGAAUGGUUUACUACAAGAAGAAGUUGAAACAUUGAAACUUUCGCUAGAACAACCAAAAGAUGAUGCAGAAAAUUUAUCAGACCUAAAUGUAUCAUUACAAGCAGAUAUUGUGAAGUUAGAAACAAAGCUUUCUGCAUACAAACAAGAAAAUGCUUCACUUUUGCUUGAAGUUAAAGAAACACGUAGUAAACUGAAGGAGUUUGAUAAUCUAGUAGCAGAAUGUGAAGAUGCGAAGUCUAAACUUGUUGGUUAUAAAACAGAAAAUACAGAAUUGCUUCAUGAAAUGAAAGAAAUAAACCAAGUUCUCAAAGAAAGAGGUGAAGCUAUAUCGAAACUUCAAAAAGCAAUAUCAGAAAUGGAAAGGCUUAUAGAAACUUUAGAGAAAGAUAAAGAUAUUAUCAAGGAAGAAAGAGAUAGUUUACUGAAUAAAAUUGAAAACUUGGAGGGUGAUUUGAAAAAUGCAAAAGAAAAUACGUCCAGGAAUAAUGAAGCUACAGAGAUAAUGUUAAGGGAAAGGGAUAAUGCAUUGAAAUCCCUGGAAGAAAAAGAUGCAAUAAUCUUAUCAUUAAAAGAAGAUUUAGAGAAAUUGAAGCAACAAGCUUGCAGUUCUGUAGAACUACCAAAUGAAGAUAUGUCUACAUCAACAAUUUCAAGAGCAGAGGAUCAUAUCCGUAUGAGAGAAUUAGAUGACUCAUUUGAAGAUAAGUAUACAAAGUUGAGAAUGUUUGCUUUAAAACUUAAAAAGAAACUAAAUGAAACAACAACACAACUACAGUCUUCUGAACAGGAGAAAUCGAAAUUGAAAAAGUUGAUAUCUGACAAUAAUUUAGAUAAUAAACAAAGUCAGAUCAAGGAAGAAGAUGUAGUUGAUAGUCCUAAAAUGAGCGAUAAUGAGACGCAAAACUCUAAUAAUAUUGACUUGGAGGCUAAAGUGAAGAAGUUAACUGCUGAUUUAGAAGCCUCUAGCAAAAUCAUUGCAAAAUUGAAGGAUACAGAAGCUGAAUUAGUGAAGAAGAGUCAACAACUAUCUGCUGAAACCGAUGCUCACAAAAUUACAAAAGGACAGCUAGAAAAAGCUAUAAAGGAUGUGAAGAAAAAGAAUGUGUUAAGCCUUGAGAUGGAGGACUAUGAGAGAUCUAUGAAAGAACUUACUACUAAAAUGGACGAAAAUAAGAAAAAGAUAAUACAAAUGGAAUCGACAAUUGAUAUGCAGGAAGGAACAAUAACAGCAAUGAAAACUCAGAUAAAAUUAUUAGAAGAGCAGAUAAAAUCGGAAGAAACGCAAAAUAGACUUCUUAAAGAAGAGUUACAACAAGCAAUUGAAGAUGGUAAAGAAAAAGAUAAUGUAGUAAACCAAAAAAAAGAUAUUAUAACAAAACUAAUGCAAGAUCUAGAAGAUGAAAAAAGAAAAAAUGAAGAAGCGGACUUAGAAAUGACAGCAUUAUUAACCGAAAAAGAAAAAAUAAUUAUGAACUUUGGGGACGAAAAGGCAGAGAUGAAUAACAAAAUGAAAAAAUUAGAACUCAAAUGCGCAGAAUUAAAUGAGAAGUUAAGAAUAACAAACAUAGAACUAGCAGAUUUGAAGACGGAAUAUACUAGUUAUAAAGUGAGGGCUCAAGCAGUUUUGCGGCAAAAUCAAACGGUCGAUAAAAGUCAAGAAGAGCAAUUAAAAGAAGAAGCCGCCGCUCUGAAGACACAAGUCGAAACGUUAACUCAAAGGAUUACAGUAAUGCAGGAACAACUAUCGGAAGUCACCACGGAAGCGGAGAGCGGACGCAAGCGGCUGGCGGAAGCGAGCGCGGAGACAGCGCGCGCGCAGCAGCGCACGGCGCGUCUGCAGGCCGACCUCGCGCGCCUUUCGCACCAACUAGACUCCGAGAGGUCACAGCAUAAGAUUCAGAUUUCUACAUUAACGCAGUGUUACAAGUCACAAAUUAGUGAGCUUGAAGCGAAAUUGCAAAAAGAGACGGAUACUUUAAAGAAACAGCUUACGCAUUUACAAGAAAACAUGAAAGCUGGGCAAUCUGACGAGGAAACUAAUCGUGUUAAAUACUUGCUUCCCGUGAUCCCCAAGGAGGAGGGAAGUGACAGUGAACUUGACAUCAAUGUAUCUCUCAUACCAAGAGAGGAAGGAGAGGGCUCUGAAGCAGCGCCAUCUCCUCCGUUGUCGAAGUUAUUCUUAACGGGUGGGAACAGAAGGUCACCCGUGCCUUUAGAGAGACUUCUAGAAGAAGGCGUGCCUGACAAUGACUCCCUCGAUACCUCAUCCCUCUCUCUCACUUCCGAUCAAGAAAUAACAGAGCUAAGGAGGAAAGUUCAAGCGCAGCAGCAAAGAGUGAAGCACGUGACGGUGCUGCUGUCCGAAUCGGAGCGCGAGUGCGCUCGCCUGGGCCAGCUCAGUGAGCUGCUGAAGGGCGAGCUGCGGCGCGUGCGCGCGUCCGCGAACAACGCGCACAACACUGAGUACAUGAAGAACGUUACGCUCAAGUUCUUGACGUUGCCACCGGGAGAUGAACGUAUUCAAUUAGUUCCAGUACUACAAAAGAUUCUGACUCUGUCUUCUGACGAGACACAUAAAAUACAAGCAAUCGCUAAAGGACAUGAUCCGAACCCGGGUAAAGGCUGGGGCAGCUAUCUGCCGUGGCCCGGAGGAAAAUAAGACCUUCUUUCUGAAGAUAGAAGUAUGAAGAAACGUCUGUGAUUAGAAAUAUAUGAUGAUAUCGGCAUUUUUUUUAGUUCUUGUGACAUUUGAUUGGUAUUUAUUAAUAAAACAGUUAAGCAUGUAUUCACAUUAAAACCAUUUAUAAAAUUACUUAACAUAGAGUGUAUAGUUAGUGAGACGAGGUCAUAUUUACUUUAAAGACAUAACCCACAUCUUUUAUUAAAUGUAAUAUAUAUAUUUUAAUAUAUAAAUUUAAUUAUUUUUAAUAAUUAACACUUGCGAGUAAACUUCUUAUAGAUAAAUGCGAGUUUUUAAUACUAUCGAUGUUUUAAGUUUUGAAUUCAAUCCAGUAGAAUUUAAAAUUGUAUAUAGUUGUAUGUUUGUAUUUCGUUGUUACUUCAUUACAGUAUUAAAUUUAACAUCUUAUAACAUUCCAUCGCAUUUGUUUAUAAUUUUGUUUAGUAAUUUAAAUAAUAUUAAUUAAAAAGAAAAUAAUUCUAAGCUUGUCCUUAACACCUACACCAAAAGUGUUAUCUACACAAAAUUUCAACUCAAUUGGUUACUCCAAUAGAUGGUCCUGCUACACACAUACUAACGUUAUGGAAAGGUUAAUGUUAUGAAAAGCUUGUAAAAAUAUCUUUAUCUCAUAACUAAGUGCUUAAUGUAAGCCAUGUUAGUGACAAUGAGGACAGAAUUAUCACAUAAAACACCAGUUUCUAUGUCUUAUAUAGAGAGUAACAAAUUAAAAAUUGUUUUUCUAUCAGGCAGUAGCUACUAUCGAACAAUAAAGGUACGUCAGGGACUUUGCUUAUGAAAAAUUAUAUACUUACAUGUAUGAGUCAAAAUUGUAUGAUGUUUUAUUGUACUUACUAUUUAUUAUUAAUGAAAUAUGAUUUAAAUUGUAGUCUUAGGGCUAAAUAAUAACCUAUAUUCCGAAUAUAUGUUUUUUUAAUAAUAUUUUUUUAACUAACAUUGGGAAAUGCGUUAUUAUUUUAAUUUCAAAGUAAAUAAAUAGCGUUCCAUUAAUAAAUCGGUAUUUCAGUUAUGUUAACGAUAAAGAUAAUUGAUCAUUUCAAUUCAUCAUACCAUACACGGCUAUUAAAAUUUGAUUUACUUGUUUUUUAAUGAUUAUAUUUAUUUUUACAAUAAUUAUAACUCUGUUACUUCAGUUAAAAUUAAAUUUAUUGGAUAUUAGCAA
Nymphalis io (European peacock) is the source of this 5661-nucleotide messenger RNA. RefSeq names its product GRIP and coiled-coil domain-containing protein 2 (gene GCC185). The record is from RefSeq and is a predicted model, not a curated record. Bases 141 to 4460 code for a protein of 1439 amino acids. The transcript is spliced from 15 exons. Lineage: Eukaryota; Metazoa; Arthropoda; Insecta; Lepidoptera; Nymphalidae.